AUGGGCUACAAAGCAAAGAACAAGCAGGCACCGCCAAAGCCCCUCCCGGGUACGACCGAGCCCGGAAAGAAGCGCAGGAGGGACAAGGGCAAGAAGCGCGCUUCGGCUCCCAAGGAUGAGCGGAGUAGUAUCAAGGCACAGGCGAGCGGAGGGCGGCACAAGCAGGUCUUGCCAGGGAGGCGGAAGAAGAAGGUGGAUGUGGUAGAUGAGGAAGAGGACAGUGACCUGGAGGAGGCAUUGCACCAGGGGGAAAUGUCACCGGAUGAGGACGAGGAGGAGACUGUCAAGGUCAAGUCCAUGAAAGGCAAGGGCAAAGCAAAGGCCGAUGACACCGACGACGUCUCUGAUCUGCGCAAAGCGCCCGCGAAGGAUCUGGACUUUGGCGAUUCCGACGAUGACGGACAUGACGAGGGCAAGGAGGUACUGCCCACCGGUCAGCACAUGUUCGACCUGGACGCGAUGCCGUCGGACGAGGACGGAGAGGACGACGAGUUUGAUCUCGGCGAGGGGGAGGACGACGAUGAUCUUCUCGGCGACGAAGACGACGACGAGAUGAUGGACUCGGACGCAGAGGAGGAGGACUCAGCGUUUGCCUCCUCAGGGGAUGAGGAUGAGAUGGAGGUGGACGAGGCGAAUGACCCUCGCACUGCUCAUCUCCGCCUGAACCCCGAGCCGGGAUCAGACGACGAGGACGGAGCAAUCACGACCAACCUGGAGGACGACCUUACCAAUGAGGGGUUCACGCUGCCCGCGGUGGACAACGGCGGUGAAGUGGAGGACUUUGAACACGGGACAAGUCUGCGCGAGAUCGAGACGAGGAUGAGGUGGUUGGUGGGAGUGUGUGCUGGAAAGGAUGAGAAGCUGUCGCAGGGUGUACCGGGAAAAUCUCGGUCAGAUCACCUUCUGCAAUUGCAACACGACAUUGCCACCUACUUCGGCUACAAUAUCUUCCUGGUCGGCAAGCUGAUGAAGCUGUUCCCAGUGGACGAGGCUAUCGCUUUCUUCGAGGCCAACGAGUCCCCCCGACCCGUCACCAUCCGCGCCAACACCCUCCGGACCCGUCGGAGAGAUCUGGCUCAGGCCUUGAUCAACCGCGGUGUCCAGCUCGAGCCUAUCGGCAAGUGGAGCAAGGUCGGGCUCCAGGUAUUUGAGAGUCCCGUACCAGUCGGUGCCACCCCCGAGUACCUCGCCGGGCAGUACAUGCUCCAAUCCGCCUCCUCCUUCCUCCCCGUCAUCGCCCUGGCUCCUCAGCCCAACGAGCGCAUCCUCGAUAUGGCCUCUGCCCCCGGUGGCAAGACCACCUACAUUUCCGCCCUCCUCCAAAACACCGGUCUCAUCUUCGCCAACGACUCGAACAAGCAACGUACCAAGAGUUUGACGGCCAAUGUCCAUCGCAUGGGAUGCAAGAAUGUCGUAGUGUGCAACUACGACGCGAGGGAGUUUCCGAGAGUUAUGGGUGGGUUUGAUAGGGUGUUGCUGGAUGCGCCGUGUAGUGGGACCGGAGUCAUCAGUAAGGAUGCUAGUGUCAAAGUCAACAAGACCGAGCGCGACUUCCAGCUCCUCUCGCAUCUCCAAAAACAGCUCAUCCUCUGCGCACUCGACUCGGUCUCCCCAAACUCUGCUACAGGCGGAUACGUCGUCUACUCGACCUGCUCCGUCACUGUCGACGAGGACGAAGCUGUUGUGGACUACGCCCUUCGGAAACGGCCGAAUGUACGGCUCGUACCCACCGGUCUCGAGUUUGGAGUGGAGGGGUUCAAGGCAUUUGAGGGAAAACAGUUCCAUGAGAGUCUGAAUUUGACCAGAAGGUUUUACCCGCACAAGCACAACAUGGACGGGUUCUUUGUCGCCAAGUUCAAGGUCGAAAAGCGGGUCAAGAAGCAGUCUGAUGAAGAUGCGGAGGAGACGGGUCCGCUCAGGAAGUUGAAUGAUGAAGGCGAGCUCGUCGAGGAGGAGCAGGAGAGGUCGGCAUUUGAUGCAGAGGCAGACGCGACCAUCAUACAGGAGGGCAAAAAGAAGCACCUCCUCAAGACCAAGGGGAUCAAGGUGGGCAAGGGGAAGGGUGUGGAGAAGGCGCGGGCGGAGAAGGUCGUCAAGCCAAGAGGACCGACGGGGGCUGGUAAGCCACAGCGGGUGAAGAAGGCGGAGUGA
This is a messenger RNA of Dioszegia hungarica, 2151 nucleotides long. RefSeq names its product NOL1/NOP2/sun family-domain-containing protein. NCBI's taxonomy places the organism in Eukaryota, Fungi, Basidiomycota, Tremellomycetes, Tremellales, Bulleribasidiaceae. Gene Ontology annotation, biological process: rRNA base methylation; maturation of LSU-rRNA. The record is from RefSeq and is a predicted model, not a curated record. Bases 1 to 2151 code for a protein of 716 amino acids. Gene Ontology annotation, cellular component: nucleolus. Gene Ontology annotation, molecular function: rRNA (cytosine-C5-)-methyltransferase activity; RNA binding. The transcript has 9 exons.